AGUCAUCCUCACCCCGCCACACCAGCCAGACCGCUACACCGCUCCGGCCACACCACCCACCGGGCCCCCCAAACCCUCCCGCGUGUCCCACUGUCGCGCCGCCACCACUGUGUCGCUGGGGCGUCCCACGGACCCUCCGCCGCCGCCGCCCGCAGGAGUGUGACUUACUGGUGUGCUUCAGGAAAUAGAGCGAGUGGUGUGUUCGAGACUGGCUGAAGGUGCCCGCGGCGAUGCGCCCCGCGGCCGCCGCUGCCCGAUAACUCUGUGGUAUUAGCGCGCCGCGCCUCGCCUCAUGACAGUAUAGAUGAAAGUGUUUGCUGACGGACCGUCGUCAAGUGACAGAACACAGCCGCCCGCGACAUCCACGCCCUCAGGAGAGGCUCACGUCGCCUUGAGAGCAGCGAGGCGUGUCCUGAGCGACCCGAGUGUCACCUGAAGGGAAGCGGUCCUUCCUGAGACGUCCGCCGACUUCCGGCUGUCUUGUACUUCCUUCCGCGCCGGCGACACCACGGGACUCCCGCGUGGCGAGGCACACAUCCGCACCAGUGUCGUCAGCGCCUCUCUCACACAAGUUGCGUGUCGCAUCGUCGCCGCCGCCGGCAGGGCUUUUGUCACGAGUUUGCGCCACAACAAGGAGCACGGACAGGCAACAAGCGGUGCCUGACCAGCCUCGUCAGUGGCCAGCCUUCAUCCCACGUGGCCGCCCCCAGUGUGUGUAUUAUGUAAGGCCGCCCGCUGGCCAGCCAGUGUGACUUCAAGCGGUACUCAGCUGCUGCCGCCAAACGUACGGGCGGCGGCCUUCGCUUACAGGAGCCGCGGACACUCCUGACGCUGCAGGACUGAGGUGGGCGCCAGGCAGUGCCGGCGGACGGGGCAGUAGCGGGCACAGGCGGGCAGCGGCCGACACCGCCGGCGCCGUGGCUCCCCAUGCUGGCGCCUCCGACCCGCGCGCCCCGAUGACGGUAGCGUGGCGCAGCGCUGGUGACAUGGCGACGGAGGUGGGUGGCAUGGGCGGCAUGAGCGGCGGGGGCGAACACCCGGGCGAGUUGAUAAAAACGGGCGCCCCCAACAUCCUGUGCACGGCGCUGCCCACCCACUGGCGCUCCAACAAGUCGCUGCCCAUGUCCUUCAAGGUGGUGGCACUGGACGACGUCAAGGACGGCACCAUCGUCACCAUCAGGGCCGGCAACGACGAGAACUUCUGCGGCGAGCUGCGCAACAACUCGGCCGUCAUGAAAAACCAGGUGGCCAAGUUCAACGACCUGCGCUUCGUCGGCAGGUCGGGCAGAGGCAAAAGCUUCAACCUGUCCAUCAUCAUCAGCGGCGCGCCCACCCAGAUCACCACGCUCACCAAAGCCAUCAAGGUGACAGUGGACGGCCCUCGCGAACCACGAAACAAGUCACGUGAGUGGAUUGUGGGUCAUCCAGGCUGGGGCUUCCCUCUCGGCUAUCACCCGUGGCUUGACUCCCACCUCUCGGCUCUCGGUUACAAUUUGGGACUAACCGCCUUCAACCCUCUCGCCCACACUAAGGCCCUCGAGCUGGCUAGAGUGGGCGGCAAUGGGUGGCUGGACGCUUGGCGGGGAGCAUCAGGGCUCGUGGGCGGUCUUACUAUGGGCGUGGGCGGCUCCCACAUCCCCGGCACCGCCCUCAGCAGCCUCUCCGCCCACUCCCUGCCCUCCCUACCAGGUCACAAUCCCGCCCAUUCCCACGCCCUCGCCAGCAUAACCAACACUGAGAGUACGAGACAACUGUUGACAGGUGACUCCCGGUGUUUACGGUGUCGUGGGUGUGAAUCAGGCGGCGCGUGUUCCACCCUGCUCCACCACGCCACACCCACGCCUCCCUCCUCCUCCCCGGGGCCAGUAUCCUGCUCCCCCUCCACCUCCACCAACAGCAGCACCAGCAACAACAACAGCAUCAACAACAACAACAACAACAACAAUAGCAACCACAACAACAACAACAGCACCACCACUUCGAGUACCUCCACCACGACCACCACUACUAACGGGAGUGGAAGCGGGGGAAGUGGUAGUGGAGGAGGGGAGGGAGCUGGAGGAGGAGGUGGAGGAGGUGGAGUGGUGAGCUUGCGGCCGCCACCUUUAGCGCCUCUUGGUGGAUUAAGCGCCUUUUCCAUUCCUAAGACUCUCGGUGGACUUAAGACAACCUUCCAGUCUCGUGAGUCCUCCUUCCAGCCCGUCAAGCCUUCCAGCGAUAGGAGUCCAGAGGUGAAGGUUUGGAGGCCGUACUGAAGGAGCCGCGUCACCUCUCCUCCCCUCACGUCCUCCCCGCUCUUCUCUUUGUAAGAAUCUCCCCACCUCCGCCAUUCCAAGUACACGUUCAUGAAGGACUAGAGUGUAAAGAGCCCAGAUGUGUACCUGUGUGUGUAGGUGUGUCUAUGUGUGUGUGUGUGUGUGUGUGUGUGUGUGUAUGUUUGUGUGUGUGAGUGUAUGUUCGUUGCGCUCAGUGCCGUACGUACAUACAUACAUACAUGCAUGCAUACGCACAUACGUGAAAAAUAAAACUUGAUGACUUUUCCACACAUUUGUGAAGGGAAAAAUAGGAAAAUAAAAUGAUGGAAAGAGGGAGAAAAAAGAGGUGAAUCAAUGAAGAGGAUUGAAAAAAGAAAAGAAAAGGAAAAAGACAGUGUUUGAUCUCAUUUCCGAACACAAACUGACUCACGGGAAAGAAAGAAACAAAGAAAAAAAAAGAAAAGAAAGAAAAGUUUCGAAAUGUGUUCAGAGUGAGACAAAAAGGGAGAGAAAAAUGUGGAGAGAGAGAAAAAAAAGAGGGAGAGAGUGAGAGACGGGGAGAGAGGGAGAGGGAGGGAGAGUAGAGAUUACGGAAGGACAUGAUUGGUUGGUUCAUACGGAGCCUCUGAGGUCAAGUAAGGUCACGUGAUGUGUGUGUGUGUGUGUGUGUGUGUGUGUGUGUGUGUGUGUGUGUGUGUGUGUGUGUGUGUGUGUGUGUGUGUGUGUGUGUGUGUGUGUGUGUGUGUGUGUGUGUGACCUGACCAGUGACCUCUCGCCAUGAUCGUGUGUGUACCAAAGCGUGUACACGUGUAAAGGACACCCAUGUACGUAGCUGUGUGUGCGUGUGCGUGUUCGAGUGCGUGUGGGUUGUGUGAGUACGGUGAACCAGCCCCCCCCCCUACGCGGAAUUAAAAGACAAAAAAUAUAUAUAAAAAAAUGUGACUUGAAAUUCCUAAACAUUGCCAAAGAAAAUGACAAAGAAAAUGGAAAGUAUCUUAGAAAAUAAGUGAUGGAAUUAAUAAAGCUUGUUUACUGAAAGUUUUUGUGGUACAGAUUUACACAGGAGUAUCUAUGGAACAACAACAACAACAACAACAACAACAACAACAGCCGCCGCCACCACCACCACCACCACCACCACCAAAAUCCCAAUCGUUGUUGCACAGAAAGAGACACGAAAACUGACUUAACUGGUUGACUGACUGACUGACUGACUGACUUAACUGACUGAAUGACUGACGGAAUGACACAGCAACAAACUGACAAGUAAACGAAGUACAACCAGAGGACUAAUACAACUUGGCAGACGAGAAUACAGAUAGACAGACAGACAGAUAGACACACACACACACACACACACACACACACACACACACACACACACACACACACACACACACACACAGACGCACAGACAAACAAAUGAGGAAGUCAGUAAAUAAAGUGUUUAUGUUCAAAAUCUAUAUAUUCGUAAAAGCACAGAACCACAAAAUAAAAUAACAGUGAAACAAAACGUACUGGAAAAAAGAAAGGAAACUAGAAGCAAACUCAAUUUUGUGUACAGAGAGAGAGAGAGAGAGAGAGAGAGAGAGAGAGAGAGAGAGAGAGAGAGAGAGAGAGAGAGAGAGAGAGAGAGAGAGAGAGAGAGAGAGAGAGAGAGAGAGACUGAGUGUAGAAAACAUAUAUAUCUAUAUUUUCUAAACUGUGUGACGAGUGGUUUUAGAGAGUUGGGAGAAGAAACAACAAAAACAACAAUAACAAUAACAACAACAACAACAACAACAACAACAACAACAACAACAACAACAGACAACAGCCAAAAAUAAUACAAGAAUUGAUGAAACAGAGACACAACAAUAUAUGGGUGAGGUAGCGUGGCCCUCUAAUCCUGCGGUGCCACGGUGCCAUACAGGUGUGCCAUAGGUGAGACGGGCAGGUGAAGAGUGCCAUUCUAACCUCACACCUGUUGGACCCUUGUGGCAUUACACCUGUAUCAUCAACAUCAGGUGUCGCUGGCCUGGACAGAGGUACAAAUUGACGAGAGAGAGAGAGAGAGAGAGAGAGAGAGAGA
Portunus trituberculatus (swimming crab) is the source of this 4326-nucleotide messenger RNA. RefSeq names its product protein lozenge-like. Gene Ontology annotation, molecular function: DNA-binding transcription factor activity, RNA polymerase II-specific; RNA polymerase II cis-regulatory region sequence-specific DNA binding; ATP binding. Gene Ontology annotation, cellular component: nucleus. The transcript is spliced from 5 exons. NCBI's taxonomy places the organism in Eukaryota, Metazoa, Arthropoda, Malacostraca, Decapoda, Portunidae. The record is from RefSeq and is a predicted model, not a curated record. Gene Ontology annotation, biological process: regulation of DNA-templated transcription. The coding region runs from base 957 to 2255 and encodes 432 amino acids.